Molecule: messenger RNA, 1860 nt
Organism: Galeopterus variegatus (Sunda flying lemur)
Lineage: Eukaryota; Metazoa; Chordata; Mammalia; Dermoptera; Cynocephalidae
Product: E3 ubiquitin-protein ligase RNF14-like
Exons: 6
Coding region: 328-1560 (410 amino acids)
Biological process (GO): protein polyubiquitination; ubiquitin-dependent protein catabolic process; positive regulation of proteasomal ubiquitin-dependent protein catabolic process
Cellular component (GO): cytoplasm; ubiquitin ligase complex
Molecular function (GO): ubiquitin conjugating enzyme binding; ubiquitin protein ligase activity; zinc ion binding
Source: RefSeq, a predicted model, not a curated record
GACAAAUCAAAGUAAUUUGUGAUUUGUUCUUUUUAAAAAGUUUUUUAAAAUUGUCUUUUUUGUAAAUAGUCAUAAAAUACCUAAGUAGUAAAUUCAGCAAUAAAUGCACCACAACCAUCCUUUUGAAAAAAUUGUUACUGUGGCAAAGGUAGUGGGAUGCUAGAUAUGGCUGUGAUUUUUAGUUUAGCAGAAAAGUCAGAAUAUCCAUUAAUCCUUUGCAGUUGUUUGUGGAGCUUUUUUAAAAGUGUCAUUAAACUUUUUUCACCUCUGUGCAUUGUCUGUUCUUAACUGAUUUGGAUGACUGUCUUCAGUUUCUCAGAAAAUUAAAUGUCGUCAGAAGACCGAGAAGCUCAGGAAGAGGAAUUGCUGGCCCUGGCGAAUAUUUAUGAUGGAGAUGAAUUUAGAAAAGCAGAGUCUGUCGAAGGUGGAGAAAUCAGGAUCCAUUUGGAUCUGCCACAAAAUUUCAAGAUAUUUGUAAGCGGCAAUUCAAAUGAGUAUCUCCGGAAUAGUGGCUUCGAAUACGCCAUUUGCUUUCUGCCUCCACUUGUGCUGAACUUCGAACUGCCACCAGAUUAUCCAUCCACCUCCCCACCUUCAUUCACACUUAGUGGCAAAUGGCUGUCACCAACUCAGCUAUCUGCUCUGUGCAGGCACUUAGACCGCCUGUGGGAAGAGCACCGUGGCAGUGUGGUCUUGUUUGCCUGGAUGCAGUUUCUUAAGGAAGAGACUCUAGCGUACCUGAAUAUUGUCUCUCCUUUUGAGCUCAAGAUGGGUUCUCAGAAAAAAGUACAGAGAAACACAGCUCAAGCCUCUCCCACCACAGAGCUAGAUUUUGGAGGAGCUGCUGGAUCUGAUGUAGAUGAAGAGGAGGUUGUGGACGAGAGAGCUGUGCAGGAUGUGGCAUCAUUGUCAAGUCUGAUCCGGGAAAUCUUGGACUUUGAUCAAGCUCAGCAGAUAAAAUCCUUUAAUGGUAAAUCGUUCCUGUGCAAUAUCUGUUUCUGUGAGAAGCUGGGUAGUGAAUGCAUGUACUUCAUGGAGUGCAGGCACGUGUACUGCAAAGCCUGUCUGAAGGACUACUUUGAAAUCCAGAUCAGAGAUGGCCAGGUUCAAUGCCUCGACUGCCCGGAACCAAAGUGCCCUUCAGUGGCCACUCCUGGUCAGGUCAAAGAGCUAGUGGAAGCAGAGUUAUUUGCUCGUUAUGACCGUCUUCUCCUCCAGUCUACCUUGGACCAGAUGGCAGAUGUGGUGUGCUGCCCCCGCCUGUGUUGCCAGCUGCCUGUGAUCCAAGAGCCUGGCUACACCAUGGGCAUCUGCUCAAGCUGCAAUUUUGCCUUCUGUACCUUGUGCAGAUUGACCUACCACGGGGUCUCUCCAUGUAAGGGGACUGCAGAUGAUGACCCUGACGCAGAUGAGGUCAAUAAACGACUUUCGGCAUCGAAGUAUCGUCGGAGGAGGAUUAGGAAGGAAGAGAUGAAAAGUAAGGAGUGGCUAGAAAAUAACUCUAAGAGCUGCCCGUGCUGUGGGACUCCCAUACAGGUUGUAAUUUCCUGUGAAUGUUAAUAGAAGACUAGUUUCCUCGUUCUGCUCAAGAUAUGGAGAUGGAAUGGUUUACCCUAGUCUUUCAUCUGGUGCACAAAGCAACCUUGCAGGAUAUAUAGGGUGCCAUUCAUUCACUCUUCCUGUGUAGAAGAUGUGGAAGAACAAGGUUUAUAUUUUCAUGUAGUUCUACUGAUUAAGACACAUUCAUACAUUUUUUCACUGUAACAUAAAUUGAGAAAAAUUAUAAGCCAAAGGUUCUGAAAAUGAAAACUACAGAAUAUUAAAUAUUAUAAUGUUGUCAAAGCUCUGAAUAAUUCAAAA